AUGAAAGCGAAGAGUCAUGCAUCAUUAGAACUUUCUAUCUACGAUAAGUUGACAGACCAUAAGUGCACUGGAGGGAUUCCAGCCGUGGCAAAGGGAGGGAUGAGCGUGGUGGAUACUUGGACACUCGGAUCUAUUCCGCGGGUCGCUUCAUUGCCUGGGCCUAACAUGCGUGAAAAAGACGCCUCUCCUCGAAAGAUCGCCCCCAGCGGCCACAGCAGCCCAAAGCAGGCCUCUGUCUACCCCCUGAGUCUCCGGAUGCCUGAACAGCAAGGCGAAGGACCCUUUGACCUCUCCAGGAAUACAAGGGGUCCACACAUGUCUCCUGCCGGACGUCCUCCUCCUCAAGGUGGCGAAGAAGAUCAGCCUCUCGACCUCCGACUGGAUCAUAAGAAGACAGUCAGAAGGGAAGACGAGAACCGGAACUUGAUUCAAGGCUCCCCUAGUCCUGAGGUCCCAGGAGGCUACCCAGUGCUGUUUCCGCACGGACCGAUUCAUCCAAUGAUGUUAGAGGCUAUUUACAGGGACAAAAGGAUACCCUACCCUCCAAGCCCUCCGGCUUAUCCGGCUAGGAACUACCCUUUUCUUCUCAACGGACCAUCUACAUACGAUGUCCGCCCUCAAGCUCUACCGCCUCAGCCCUGCGCCAAAGGUAAAGACAGGUAUGCUUGUAAAUUCUGCGGAAAAGUCUUUCCUCGGUCAGCAAACUUGACUAGACACCUUAGAACCCACACUGGAGAACAACCGUACAAAUGCAAGUAUUGUGAGAGGUCCUUCAGUAUAUCGUCUAAUCUGCAAAGGCAUGUUAGGAAUAUCCAUAACAAAGAAAAGCCGUUCAAGUGCCCUCUUUGCGAUAGGUGUUUCGGUCAACAAACAAAUCUAGACAGACACCUAAAGAAGCACGAAGCGGACGGACCCAGUAUCUUGGAUGAGAGGCAAGAGCCCCGAGGACUUGUACAGCGCAGGAACCUCGGCGAAGACUCCUACUUCGAAGAGAUACGAACCUUCAUGGGGAAGGUGAGCGCCGAAAGCCGCCUCCUCCAGCGGGCACUCCCCUACCUCAAGGACGAGAAGAAGUCGCCCUCACCUUCCAACUCCUCUUCGGCGUCCCCCGGCGCUGAAGAAUGUAAUAACAACACAUGA
Nezara viridula (southern green stink bug) is the source of this 1140-nucleotide messenger RNA. The record is from the annotation of a GenBank genome assembly. Lineage: Eukaryota; Metazoa; Arthropoda; Insecta; Hemiptera; Pentatomidae.